Messenger RNA from Pocillopora verrucosa, 789 nucleotides. RefSeq lists its product as uncharacterized. NCBI's taxonomy places the organism in Eukaryota, Metazoa, Cnidaria, Anthozoa, Scleractinia, Pocilloporidae. The record is from RefSeq and is a predicted model, not a curated record.
AUGGAAACGGUUCAAGCUUUCCUAAAAGUGUCUAAGCUGGCCAACAAGGGCCAAUUUGAGCGAUAUUCAAUCCGAUAUUUGCCUAAGUUCACAUCCGUCAAAGAACUAAAGCAAUAUUUACUUGAAAAUUAUUCAGAAGAAUUAAGUCCCGCUUCUAAUUGCACGUCGCUAACUAUCGGCUACAUGAGUGACGGGCGCCGAAAAUGUGACAUCAAAACAGAAAAACAGUUGGACGACGCCUACAGAAGUGUUAAGAAUGGAUGGAUCACCCUAUGGGUGGAUCCACACAGUUCCUUCAAACGAAAACAGGGCGAGAUAGAAAGAAGGGAGGCCGGUAAAGCAAAGAGGAAGAGAAGUUCAGACGACGCUAUCGACAGCGGUGACAGUAUGGAAGAGGACGACCAUGACUCCUACGAAAACAGACUCGCGCGACUGCGAGAAAAACACGGAGGAACAUUAGCGGACUUUAAACUGAAAUGUUGGGCAAAAAUGUUGGUAAAUAAAACUCAUCACAGCGAUGAUGAAAUGCCUCAGGUUUCCUUCUUUACCGGGAGGAAUAAAGCCAGCUGUUCAAUGGUUGACCUACCUUCAUCUUCUUCAGCUCAGUCUUCAACGAAAGAAACAACAUUAAACUCAAUUUCGGGUGCUGAGGAAAAGCUACGUUUACGAAGUAUGAUCUAUAACCAGAUUGCACAACUGAAGGAUCUGUUUGAUAAAGAAAUCAUUACAAGAGAUCAAUUCGACAAAGAACGCGCAAAAUUAGUUAAUGAGCUAAAUAAAAUCGACUAA